AUGCUUUCCCGUGAGGCCAUCGUCACCCUCCGCGCGCCGCGUCACAUUUCCCCGCCUCCACCCACCUUUUCUCCCUCAACCCUCGGGUUCCUCGCCGUGCAGUGGACCGUGUUGCAGUCGACCGGCCCUCUACAGCGCGUGACGACACGCGACGGCACCCCCCUAGCACCAGAGUCCGACGACGCUGCCGCAGCGAAGACCAUGCUCAGCCUGUCGGCCUCAACCAAUCUGUCCACCCCAGCCACGAUGGCAGCACUCCAGCACUCGCCUUCGCCCUCAAACAGCACAGAAAUCGAGAUCCUCGCCUGGGGCAAAGAGGGCCAGCUCGCGGACUGGAUGGUCGACGAGGGCGACGGCUGGAUCGGCGACGGGUCGGGCGAGCGGCGGGCCGACUGGCGCGACAGCUACGUCGUCGCCUACGUCCACGGCAGCGGCAGCAGCAGUGCCGGCGGAGAAAAAAGCGAGAAGAAUGAGGGACAAACCCCCGCCAUCGAGAUAUGGAACAGGUUCGGGCCGGAGCGGCCGCUGCAGGACGCUACGCUGGCGCAGAUCCGCGCUGCGCUAGACGCGGUGCCUGACGACGGGUUCCGCGCGCUCGCGGCGGCGUUGAUCUACACGGGAGGAGUGAUGGUUUUAGGUGCUCUCUCUAGAGACGUGUUUGUGAGGUUCAAGCUAGACAGGUGA
Lasiosphaeria miniovina is the source of this 684-nucleotide messenger RNA. RefSeq lists its product as uncharacterized. NCBI's taxonomy places the organism in Eukaryota, Fungi, Ascomycota, Sordariomycetes, Sordariales, Lasiosphaeriaceae. Bases 1 to 684 code for a protein of 227 amino acids. The transcript is spliced from 2 exons. The record is from RefSeq and is a predicted model, not a curated record.